This is a messenger RNA of Bubalus bubalis (water buffalo), 1161 nucleotides long. Its product is annotated as pregnancy-associated glycoprotein 1-like. Lineage: Eukaryota; Metazoa; Chordata; Mammalia; Artiodactyla; Bovidae. Gene Ontology annotation, molecular function: aspartic-type endopeptidase activity. Gene Ontology annotation, biological process: proteolysis. The transcript is spliced from 9 exons. The record is from RefSeq and is a predicted model, not a curated record. Bases 1 to 1161 code for a protein of 386 amino acids.
AUGCUACAAACCCAAAGUUCCCUGAUUACUUGGAGCCAGGAAAGAAACAUGAAGUGGCUUGUGCUCCUCGGGCUGGUGGCCUUCUCAGAAUGCAUAGUCAAAAUACCUCUAAGGAGAGUGAAGACCGUGAGAAAUACCGUCAGUGGAAAAAACACGCUGAACAAUUGCCUGAAGGAGCAUGCUUAUAGACUGUCCCAGAUUUCUUUUCGUGACUCAAAUCUAACUACUCUCUCGCUAAGGAACAUUAUGGAUAUGCUGUACAUGGGUAACAUCACCAUUGGAGCACCCCCUCAGGAAUUCCAGGUUGUCUUUGACACAGGCUCAUCUGACUUGUGGGUGCCCUCCGACUUUUGCACUAGUCCAACCUGUUCUAUACAUGUUAGGUUCAGACAUCUUCAGUCUUCCACCAUCUGGCCUACCAAUAAGACCUUCAUCAUCACCUACACAUCUGGGAGAAUUAAAGGAAUUGUUGUUCGUGACACAGUUCGGGGAACAAUUGGGGACCUUGUAAGCACUGACCAGCUGUUCAGUCUAAGCCUGGUGGAAUACGGGUUUGAUGGUAUACCUUUUGAUGGCAUCUUGGGCUUGAACUACCCAAACAUAUCCUCCUCUGGAGCCAUCCCCAUCUUUGACAAGCUGAAGAAUCAAGGUGCCAUUUCUGAUCCUGUUUUUGCCUUCUACUUGAGCAAAUACAAGCAGGAGGGCAGUGUGGUGAUGUUUGGUGGGGUGGACGAAUGCUACUAUGAGGGAGAGCUCAACUGGGUACCAUUGAUCCAAGUGGGCGACUGGAUUGUACACAUGGACUGCAUCUCCAUGAAAAGAAAGGUUAUUGCUUGUUCUGGUGGCUGCCACGCCAUUUUUGACACUGGGACAUCAGUGAUUGAAGGCCCAAGUACACUGGUCAAUAACAUACAGAAGCUCAUUGGUGCCACACCACGGGGUUCCAAGCACUACGUUUCAUGUUCUGCAGUCAAUACCCUGGCCUAUAUUAUCUUCACCAUCAAAGGCAUCAACUACCCAGUGCCAGAUCGAGCCUACAUCCUCAAGGAUUCUAGAAGACACUGCUACACAACCUUUGAACAGAACAAAGUGAGUUCAUCUAAAGAGACCUGGAUCCUGGGUUAUGUCUUCCGGAGGCUGUAUUUUUCCGUCUUUGAUUGA